Messenger RNA from Calidris pugnax (ruff), 1517 nucleotides. It is a transcript of the gene NT5DC1, whose product is annotated as 5'-nucleotidase domain containing 1. The transcript has 12 exons. The record is from RefSeq and is a predicted model, not a curated record. Lineage: Eukaryota; Metazoa; Chordata; Aves; Charadriiformes; Scolopacidae. Gene Ontology annotation, molecular function: 5'-nucleotidase activity. The coding region runs from base 42 to 1406 and encodes 454 amino acids.
UCCUCCUCCGCCCGCCUCCCCGCGGUGGCGGCGGCUCGGCCAUGCAGCAAGACUUCUCCUUGGCUGACUGCGAUGUGAUGGGCUUCGACCUGGACCACACGCUCUGCCGGUACCAGCUCCCGCAGAGCGCUCGGUUAAUAUAUGAUAGCUUUGCCCAGUAUCUGGUAACAGAGAAGGGUUAUGAUGAAGACUUGCUGAAUGUAGCUCCAGACAGCUUAGACUUCUGUUGUAAAGGCUUGGUGUUUGACAUUGAAGAUGGAAACUUCCUGAAACUUGCAGAAGACGGAACAGUUUUAAGGGCAAGCCAUGGUACAAGAAGCAUGACAUCCGAAGAGAUCCUGGAGAUGUAUGGAAGGAGGGAGUGGAAGCAUUUUGAUACAGUCAGUGGAAUGGUCUCCCGCUCAGCUAAAUACUACUUGUAUGACAAUUAUUUUGACCUGCCAGGAGCUCUCUUGUGUGCAAGGGUUGUGGACAGCUUAGAUCAGCAUGAUGAUCAGAAAAAAUAUGACUUCUGGAAGGAUGUGGUGGCUGCUAUCCAGCAUAAUUAUAAAAUAACAGCUUUUAAAGAAGACUGUGGGAUGUAUUUCCCAGAAGUAAAAAAUAAUCCAGACAAAUAUUUACAAAGAUGUCCCGAGUCUGUAAAAAAGUGGCUGAAACAACUGAAGAAUGCUGGGAAGAUUCUGCUAUUAAUUACUAGUUCUCACAGUGACUACUGCAGACUCCUGUGUGAACAUAUUAUUGGGAAUGAUUUCGAAGAGUAUUUUGACGUUGUGAUCACAAAUGCUUUGAAACCUGGUUUCUUCUCCCAUACCCCAAACCAAAGACCUUUCCGAACUCUUGAGAAUGACGAGGAGCAGGAGGCUCUGCUAUCACUGGACAAGCCCGGCUGGUAUUCCCAAGGCAAUGUCAUCCAGCUGUAUGAACUACUGAAGAAGAUGACUGGCAAGUUGGAUCCCAAGGUUGUUUAUUUUGGUGACAGCAUGCACUCAGAUAUUUUCCCAGCACGUCACUAUAGCAACUGGGAAACUGUCUUCAUCCUAGAGGAACUUCUAGGGGACAAAGUUACAGCGCCUGCAGAGACUGAAUCUGAGCCCUUGGAGAAGAAAGGAAAAUAUGAGGGAGAUCAGCCCAAAGCUCCUUACUUUGUAUCUAAACAGUGGGGCUCUUUCUUCAUGGACAGAUUGCCAGGCCUGGAAAAUGCAGAGGAAACCUUCGUUCGCACGUGGUCCUGUAAAUGUAUUAGCACUUACAGCACUAUUGCAAUUCCUAGUCUUGAAGCAAUAGCAGAUUUACCACUGGAUUAUAGAUUUACACGAUUUUCCUCCAAUAGCUCAGCGACUGCCGGGUACUACCCGGGCCCUCCGAGAGCGCUGCUGCCAAACGAGGAGUCAGUGACUAUGAAAUAGGUUGUCGGCUUUUUUUCUUAAAUAAUCCUGUGGCCCUUACUUAAACUGCUAUCAAAUGCUAAUUGGUGAAAGUGCUGUGUGAUGCUUCAUAAAAUAGAAUGAUGGAUUAAA